AUGGAGUUCGUUCCCCUCGAGAGUUUUGAGUUUUUGAAUUCUUUGCUUCAGGGUGUGGAGGCACAAGGAUGUCUCAUGACGGUGCGACUGGAGGCUUUCACAUGUCGUUGUACCCGCAAGAAGAAGCUGCUCGCCGCCAGUAUCGCAGAAUACGCGAACAAAACAACUCCACCGCUUAGACCACUGUGCAGUGCAAAUGCCCCGGUUCCGCCGCUGCUGAAUUUAUCAGAUGACAGUGCGCAUGUAGUGCCUACGGAGCCCGUCGAGCCAAGUGACAUCGACGAUCGGUUGGUGUUUCUCGUGGCCGCGCUAAACAGCAUUUAUGGUGAGGACGGUUAUGACUUCUCUGUUCUGACGGAGGAGGAUUUUGUGCCAUGUGAUGAGGCCCAUGUGCGGGCGGAGGUCAACAACACACUGCGCUCAUUUCCCUCAUCGUGCGGUCCGGCUGUAGGACAGUUUUGGGUCCGCGUAACGGAGCACGCAUCUGAUGCAAGUCAGGGAUGUGAGUACUUCCGCUUUGCCUCGCCCAGUUGUGAUCCCAUGGCGUCACGGGCGCUUUUCUCACAGCAUUACUUCCUUUACAACAAACGAGCGCGUCUACUUGUGUCGCUGCUUAUCUUCGCUGAGGGAAAUUUGUAUCGUGGUGAUGACGGCGCGAUGGUAGAGAAUAGCUUGUAUUAUGAAACGGAUGACAACAGUACCCACUCACGACUCUGGUUUAGUAGUCCUGAUGGAGCUUCAGAGGAUGAUGAACACGUGUUGGUAGGAAAGAAUGUACAUUAUUAUUGCCGUGCGUAA
Trypanosoma brucei brucei TREU927 is the source of this 798-nucleotide messenger RNA. RefSeq lists its product as hypothetical. Gene Ontology annotation, cellular component: nucleus. Gene Ontology annotation, molecular function: RNA polymerase III core binding. The record is from RefSeq and is a predicted model, not a curated record. Lineage: Eukaryota; Euglenozoa; Kinetoplastea; Trypanosomatida; Trypanosomatidae. The coding region runs from base 1 to 798 and encodes 265 amino acids. The transcript has a single exon. Gene Ontology annotation, biological process: negative regulation of transcription by RNA polymerase III.